GAUAUUGAGUGCGCAUUUCUUCUUUCUCUCUGAAUCUCUCUGAAGCUUUUGGACCCCUCCUCAGCUCUCCGGUGGAUGAGAAGGAAACUUGAAAGGAAAAACCCAACUUGUUUGCAGGUGUUGGAGCUCAUCAGUCGUGAAGGAGAAGCAAAGUCCUUUCAUUCGGAACAUGAGCACUUCAUUGGAGAGGGUUGUGGCCCAGAAGAAGGAGGCCAUUGAGGCAGUGAUGGACAUGUUUGAGAAGGGGGCCGAGGUGUUGGCCAGUGCUGUCGGCGAGCUCUUUCCCCUCUGCGAGGCCGCCGCCCCGGUUCUCCGCCUGGCCUUAGACAAUGUCCACAGCAAAGAGGUCUUCUACGUUAAAGAGCAGUUCCUGACGGUGAGGAACAAGCUCGACGUGCUCUCCACCCAACUGGAAGACAUUGACAGCGAGAUUAAGAAAGGGAGACUGGAUUCCCAGUACUUCUCAGUGGAGGAGAACAUUAGGAACCAGUUUCGGAAGUAUAUGGACAUCUUGGAGGCAAAACAGCAGUUCAGGGAGGUGAAGACCAGACUUUUUGUGGAGCACUUUGCCAAAACUGGAGGCGAGAAGAACCUGUUUGUGCUGUAUGAUGCUCUGAUGGGAACAAACAGCUUUGGAGAGUCAGUUUUAGAGGUGGUCGAAAGGUAUGUAACGAGGAACCGUCGUCUCCUUGAAGAUUUCUGUGUCCGGAUGAAGGAGCUUUUCUGUUUGGGCCUGAUUGCUCUGCUGGGCCACUGUGCCUUAACCCAGGGCCAAGAGGAAGAAGAUGACAAAAUCCUUGAGUGGUGUAGCAAAAUUGAAGAAGUUGAGUCUAAGAUGAAGACCACCAUCGAGUCCUGUAUCGCUGCCUUCCCGGAGCAAGCCCAAUUAGACGCCAAGCACCUCCUGCAAGAGAAAGAAGAACAAAAUCUGCAAGACACGACUCAGCAGCUUCUUGAGUUCUUGGUGAAAAAGUAUGAUUGGGUCAGCUGGUCAGUGCGGCUUAUCAACCAUUCAGGGAGCACAUACCGGAACUGGCGAGCAGGCGAGCAUUUUCACCACGUGGCAGGACAGAACUGGUUUGAGGUGCUACAGGUAAACAACAUCAACUUGGUGGUGUCAUAUAGCACUAAACCGCAGCCGGUGCCCCGCGACUGCAUCCGGCAGGUGAUGGAGGGCCAGGGGAAGAAGGGAAACGCCCCAGUGGUGGUGGAGGUGUUGGAGAAGCAGCUGUGUGGGUUUGUUGUUCACGCCGUAAGUCGCCACAAGGAGUCUGCAGCCGCGUGGAGCUUUCCGGAAGAUUGUCACUACUGGGAGAGACACAAGAAUGUGGCAGUGUGUGUGCACUCGGAAUAAAGGUCAUAACGUGUUUCAGAUUUUAGGAUUUUACCACAGAGGAAUUAGAUACUGGAGAUGUAUCUUGCUUGUCCAGAGAAUAUCAGUAUGUAAGUUUGUGAUUUUGUAAGUUUGUAAUCUCUCAGAAACUGGGGAUGCACAUAUCCAAUAGGCUUGAUGGGUGAAUGUUUAGCACCACAACAAUCCAAUGUGCAUAAUGUUAUCUGAUUCAUCAAUACUGCAGCUAAAGCAGUUUUCCCUCUAGUCACCCGAAUAGGAUUCGUACAGCAGGGCGCCUGAUCGCUUUCUGUUCUGCUCCUUCGUUUUUUGGGCUGACCUUAUGCAACAGCAUACAUCAGAACUCAUAGAUUCCACUUCUAGUUAAGAAGUAAUAUACAGUCAGUGAAGAACUAAUCUGAUCCUUUACUUACUAAAAGUGUCAAUACAACAAUGUAAGAACAGUCCAUUACAAGUAAAAGUCCUGCCUGUACAGAAGUAAUAUAUCAGCAACAUUUCAAACUGACCCGAUGUGUGCAAAUAUUUUAUAUGACAUUAUUAGAUCGCUACUAGAUGCAUCGAUAUGUGCAAAGCAUGCCAGAAACAUUGUAUUUCAGAUCAUUUGUUAUAAUACUAUUAUCACAAAUGCACUUUUAUUAGCUUUCUGGGUUAUGUGAACGUUGUAUACAUGUCAAUAUUGGAUUAACAGACAUUUGAUGUCAAUGUAUUCCAUGUUGUAGCUCUUUAAAUAAUAACUGCUUGCAUGACUGUGUAUCUUUUUACUUGUAAUUUAGGAUUUACUAACCACUUUGGUUAUAACAUUAGGACACCUUAUAAGACUAACACUGUGUAAUGGGACAUGUCUUAUGCUUUUACCUAAGCGCAUACAGUACUAAUCCAGUCUCGCAUGAGAAAUGGCUUCUGCACCUACAGCUUUAAAAAGAUGGUUUUGCUGAGGCUGCAUCUACCGAGCUGUGCUCCCAUUUUGUCUCUGCUCAGCAGGCUGGCCUACAUAACUCUGACGGGGGGGACAGAGGUCACUUUUUCAGGCGUGAAAAACAAGAGGCUUGGAGUUUGGCACUGGAGAUGCGACAAUGUGCCUUGUGUUUUAAACACAUUCAAACCCCCUGAACCAAAACAACCAAACCUCAGUGCUUAUCAGUGCUGUGCCUAGAUGUACGUAGUGUAUUAGCAGUGAUUUCAUCUGUAAGAUUCUUCAUUUGGGCAUUUUAUUUUAACAUUCGGUGAUAAAACCGCUGCGUCGUUUUGCAUUUCCCAGCCAAAUUUGAUACAUUUUCAACCUAUGUAUGCUUGUCUAUAUGUGAAGCAUUUUUCUUAGUUACCUUCGAGAAGGAGGUUAUGUUUUCUGAAUAAUCUUAAAAAUUUGUUCCCUGACUGGGAAUAUUCAAACUGCCUUAACAUUGUUAGAUAUGGCAUGCCUUAGCAAAGGUCUAGUCUCUCCAAAUGUCCUUCUAGUUUCUAAUGAUAUCCUGCUCAUUAUAAACACUCACACUUCCAUUUUGGUUAUUUCAAACAAACCACUGUGACUUUUGCCAGCAACACUUCACUCCCUGUGCUCAAAAGUUCUUCCCCAGGGAAGAGAAAUUUUACCCAGCAUUCUAGUUUUAACUGUCCACAACAGCUUCUUUUUUCAAAGAAAUAAAAUCAAUGCAUGAUCAAUGUUCAUCAUACUCUUUGUGCUUUAUGACAAUUAGUGACCACAUACAAAUAGUUAAUGGAUGUGUAAACAAGUAUAAUCUAAUAUCUGCCUCUCUUUUCUUGUACAAAUGUGAUUUACGCAGCACUGUUCACGUCUGUGCCCAUUAAAACCAGGCAGUGCAACCUCA
This is a messenger RNA of Etheostoma cragini (Arkansas darter), 3177 nucleotides long. RefSeq names its product protein rapunzel-like. The transcript has 3 exons. The record is from RefSeq and is a predicted model, not a curated record. The coding region runs from base 170 to 1354 and encodes 394 amino acids. Lineage: Eukaryota; Metazoa; Chordata; Actinopteri; Perciformes; Percidae.